Xiphophorus maculatus (southern platyfish) is the source of this 865-nucleotide messenger RNA. RefSeq names its product folliculogenesis specific bHLH transcription factor (gene figla). The record is from RefSeq and is a predicted model, not a curated record. Lineage: Eukaryota; Metazoa; Chordata; Actinopteri; Cyprinodontiformes; Poeciliidae. Gene Ontology annotation, biological process: regulation of transcription by RNA polymerase II; developmental process. Bases 196 to 783 code for a protein of 195 amino acids. Gene Ontology annotation, molecular function: RNA polymerase II transcription regulatory region sequence-specific DNA binding; protein dimerization activity; DNA-binding transcription factor activity, RNA polymerase II-specific. The transcript is spliced from 6 exons.
ACUGAGGGUGUCAUUCAGGUAAGAUCCGCUACAGUUGGUCGCGAGCCUACUUAACGCAACGGGAAGUCCAGGUGUGUUCGUGAGCUCUCCCGGAUGUCAAACUCGGGGCGUACUCGCGUGCGCCGACCGAAAUAACGGGAAAAGAGGAGUUUUGUGUUUAGUUUAGUCUUUCUUAAGUGAACGAGAGCUGCUACAAUGAAGGUUCCAGAACCAGAACUAAUGAGUGACAUUCUGAAGCGGCUCACCGGGGAGUCCGCCCUGCCGCUCUACCGCAGCAUCGAGAAGUUCAAGCGGAGCAGAGACGGGCUGUACUAUGUGGCCGAGGACUUCAGCGAAACCGUAAAGAAGAGAGAGUUGGUCAAUGCCAAGGAGCGACUCAGGAUCAGGAACCUGAACGCCAUGUUCUCCCGUUUGAAACGCAUGGUUCCCCUAAUGCGGCCUGACCGCAAGCCGAGCAAAGUGGACACGCUCAAAGCUGCCACCGAAUACAUCCGGCUGCUGCUUGCCGUUUUGCGCGAUACUGAAAAUAAUGAUGGCAUGGGGACCGAUUUCCUAAAGAAUGCAAUCACUUACAGUCAGACUGAAGGCCUGGGCAGUGACUUAUGGAGAAUGGAUGAUCUGCUGAACAUAGACGAUCACCUGGAAGACGGCUUCACUUUGCCUCCAGAACCGGCGCCAGAGGACGGUGAAAUGCCCAGGCUGGUGUUGCAACACUGUGUGAUGCCUGCAUACCAGCUCAUCAUCCAAGUUGCUCCUGAUCAAGCUCCGAUGUUUCAGCCUUGAUGGGCCCUUUGAUCGGAUUGGUUGAACCAGUGUUAAAACAUCUGCCAGGAGCUGCUUUGAAGAAAUCAUUGAGAAGAAAUCU